Molecule: messenger RNA, 1416 nt
Organism: Corylus avellana
Lineage: Eukaryota; Viridiplantae; Streptophyta; Magnoliopsida; Fagales; Betulaceae
Product: UDP-glycosyltransferase 708G1-like
Molecular function (GO): UDP-glucosyltransferase activity
Source: RefSeq, a predicted model, not a curated record
CCCAGGCUCCAGGAUUCAACAACACCAAGCAUGUCGAGUUCGGAAGCCCUUCAUCUUCAUGUAGCUCUCCUCCCUAGCGCUGGCAUGGGCCAUCUCACACCCUUCCUUAGACUUGCUGCACUGCUCGUGCAGCACCACUGCCAUGUCACCCUCGUCACCACCCACCCCACCGUCUCACUCGCCGAGUCUCACUUCGUCUCCCGCUUCCUCUCUGCUUUCCCUCAAGUCUCCGAGGUGCAAUUCCACCUCCUCCCUUUGGACCUUUCCUCACCCAAAUCUACCGACCCCUUCUUUCUCGGAUUUGAAGCAAUGCGUCGCUCGGCUCACCCGCUUUCUCCUCUCCUCGCCUCACUUUCUCCACCUCUCCAUGCUCUCGUCUUUGAUGUGACUUUGAUUUCCUCCGUCAUUCCAAUUACUGAAGCCUUACAUAUCCCUAGCUACAUCCUCUUCACAUCAUCAGCCAGGAUGUUGUCUUUCUUUUCAUACUUCCCCACCUUUGCAUCCAAUGCUACCGACGAUUCAGCUCAAAUUCCAGGCCUUACACCAAUACCCAGAUCCUCAAUCCCUCCCCUGCUUCUUAUCUCAGAUAAUCUCUUUGCUAACAUAUUCAAGGAAGACAGUCCUAAAGUUCCAAAAUUAAAUGGGAUUGUAAUCAAUUCGUUUGAAGGGCUUGAAGCAGAGUCACUAGAGGCUCUUAAUGGCGGAAAAGUAAUUGAGGGGUUUCCAUCUUUAUUUGCCGUCGGACCUUUCGCGGCAUGUGAGUUUGAGAGAGGAGAGUGCGGCGAUCAAUUGAAGUGGCUCGAUGAGCAACCGAAUGGGUCGGUGGUGUAUGUUAGCUUUGGUAGUCGGACAGCCAUGUCGAGGGAUCAAACAAGAGAGAUAGGGAAUGGGUUGAUCAAAAGUGGGUGUAGAUUUUUGUGGGUGGUGAAGGACAAGAAAGUUGACAAGGAGGAAGAAGAGGGCUUGGACGAGAUAGUGGGGCGUGAGCUGAUGGGGCGUAUGAAGGGGAUGGGAUUGGUGGUGAAGAAUUGGGUGGACCAAGGAGAGAUACUGCGUCACAGAGCUGUGGGGGGGUUUGUGAGCCAUUGCGGAUGGAACUCGGUGGUUGAGGCUGCUUGGCAUGGUGUGCCGAUUUUAGGGUGGCCCCAACAUGGGGAUCAGAAGAUUAAUGCGGAGGUGGUGGAGAUGAGUGGGCUUGGGAUGUGGGUGAGGAGUUGGGGAUGGGCAGAGCAGGUUGUUGUAAAGGGGGAAGAGAUUGGAGACAGAAUUAGAGAGAUGAUGGGGAGUGAAUUGUUGAGGAGGAAAGCUGCAGGGGUUAAAGAAGAGGCAAGGAAAGCUGUUGGAGAUGGUGGAAGUUGUGGGAUAAAUCUUACGAGACUUUUUCAAGAGUGGAAGAUGAGGAAUAUGAACAUUUGA